Aspergillus steynii IBT 23096 is the source of this 1934-nucleotide messenger RNA. Its product is annotated as origin recognition complex subunit 2. Gene Ontology annotation, cellular component: nucleus; nuclear origin of replication recognition complex. Bases 71 to 1756 code for a protein of 561 amino acids. Gene Ontology annotation, biological process: DNA replication. Gene Ontology annotation, molecular function: DNA replication origin binding. The record is from RefSeq and is a predicted model, not a curated record. The transcript is spliced from 2 exons. NCBI's taxonomy places the organism in Eukaryota, Fungi, Ascomycota, Eurotiomycetes, Eurotiales, Aspergillaceae.
GCUCCCCUUGUCUAGCCCUUGCGUCCUGUUCCCCCCCAGCUGAGCGGUGACGAGCGAUUGUCGCGUCUGAAUGCAACCAGAUUCAGAAGACGAGCGUCCGGUCUCGACGCCGAAGAGACAGAGAACGGUAGAUCUCAAUGGAUCCACGAAUGGAAACGCGAACGAUGGGGAUCAGGUCGAGACCACGCCGGUGAAACGGAUGAAAUCGACCCCCCAGAAAUCAACCCCCAAGAAAACUCCGGCGACGACGCCGGCGGCUUUGAAAGAAUCCGGCCUAAAGACUCCCACGCAUAAGUCCAAGGCAAAGGCUCUCUUUUCGACCCCUACGAAAGAUAAGGCUGCCCCGACGCCAUCGAGAGCGAAGAAUGCCGACCGGUCUGCGAAGAAAAAGAGCGCGCGUCUGCUCCUUGAGCAGGAUGAGGAAGAUAUUUGGGAUGGGGGAGACCGUUUAGCAGAAGAGAUUCUGGAAGAGGAGAAUGACGCGCCGCAGAAAUCCGGGGAAGGGGGCAGGGAUGUGGUUGAAUCCGUCGAGGCAGACGCAGAAGCACCAGCCAACAAGAAGACGGCGGCGACCCCGAAGCGCCGGGCAGGACGGCCGAAGGGUGCAAAGAACAAACGGUCUCCAACACCAGAGGGGGAGCUGCCGGCUCACGAGCGCUAUUUUUUCCAGAAUCGGGCUGGUCCGCCGCGGACGUCCAAUAAUACUUUCAACAAAGUGCCGCUCCUGACGCAUGAGGAAUAUUUCGAGAAGUUGGCGCAAUAUGUGGAUCCCUUCAAGAAGGAGAAGUCUUUCUUGUUUGACCUGCAUUGUCGGUCCUUCCCGCAGUGGAACUUUGAAUUCGACCAGGGGUUUAAUCUCUGCCUGUAUGGAUACGGUUGCAAGCGUGAGCUUGUGCAGGGGUUCGCCGAUUGGGUUCAUCACAAAUACAGUGAUGAUCCUCCUUCGAUUGUCGUCGUCAACGGACACACGCCGAAUAUCUCCAUUCGGUCGAUCUUCGCUACGAUUGUCACGGCGGUGCUUGGGGCGGACAUUCCCUCGAAGAUGGGAUCCCAACCGGUGGAGGUUUUGGAACUACUGCAAUCAGUUCUGAAGUCACAACCCUCGCGGAAACCGAUCACUGUUUUAAUCAACUCCAUCGAUGCGCCCUCUUUCCGACGCGCAGCUAACCAGGCGCUCCUAGCGCGAUUAGCCGUGACGCCUAAGAUCAAUCUUCUGGUGACGGCCGACACUCCCAACUUCUUACUGAUGUGGGACAUCAGUCUUCGGGACCAGUUCAACUUCGUCUUCCACGACUGCACCACAUUUUCAUCCUUCGAUACCGAGUUCGAUGUCGUCGAGGAGGUCCACAGUCUCCUGGGCCGCAAGGGCCGACGCAUCGGCGGCAAAGAAGGUGUCGAGUUCGUGCUGAAGAGUCUGCCGGAGAACGCGCGGAACCUGUACCGCGUGCUCCUGACCGAACUCCUGACCAUCAUGGAUGACGGACACCAAUCGGACGACGAGAUCGACGGCCAUGAGGCCGAGGAGCGACAAGGCGGAGGGCGCGAAGAGACCGGCAUCGACUUCCGCAUGCUCUACCAGAAGGCCUCGGAGGAGUUCAUCGCCUCGUCGGAGAUGAUGUUCCGGACGUUGCUGAAGGAAUUCCACGACCACCAGAUGAUCACCUCUCGCAUGGACACGAGCGGGAUGGAGCUUUUGGGGGUGCCGCUGUCGCGCGAAGAGAUGGAGGGCAUCCUGGAAGAUCUCGUGUUGGCUUGAUAUGGUGCAUUUGCAUGACUUGAUGAUACCCCUUUGUAUAACCGUGUACCGAUUAUAUAACUGCCUACUGAUUAUAAGAUGGAGGAUUCUGAAUAUGGCGUCUAAUUACCUGUGUACUGUACAACAUCUAACCAUGGCUUCUAAAUCAAUAUCCAAUAUUGAACAUCCACUUUCUCAC